CCAAACGGAUAGCCUGUGGUGAAAUUAGGAGAAGAAGGAGGAGGAGAAGCGUUCAACUUCUCAUACUUUUUUUUUUUUUACUACUCUUGUAUUGAUACUGUUGUGGAUGUAUAUCACGACGAUAAAGGAAAGUAUAAUUAGCCAUUCGGUGUCUGGUUUCCUGACAACAGGUGAAGACAGCACGGAGAGGUCGGUAGGAAUGAUCUGUAGCAGGGAGAGGUUGUGGAGGCCUCAUCAGUAGCUGUCAUCACGGCGGGGGACCUUCGGACCUCUGUCUGCAGGGUGGUCAUCUACCUCCAAAAGGACAUGUCUGGAGACAGCUGUCUGCCCCAGCAUCAUACCCAGUCUGACUCCACCUCUCCAGCCCCUCAUCUGGCAUGUCCCAAGACCAAGACCUGCAGUUAUCGAGGAGCAGUUGGCCUGGGCAACAAGUAUGUCCGGCUUAAUGUUGGCGGGACCCUGUUUUACACCACACUGCAAAUACUGACCAGGCAGAACUCCAUGCUGAAAGCCAUGUUCAGCGGAAAGAAGGAAGUGUUCACUGAUAAAGAGGGUUGGAUCCUGAUUGACCGCAGUGGGAAACACUUUGGCAGCAUUCUGUGCUACCUGCGUGAUGGCACAGUAACCUUACCCAAAGGCCGUCAGGCUGUCCAGGAGCUCCUGGCCGAGGCAAAGUAUUACCUCAUCCAGGGCCUGAUAGAGCUUUGUCAAAACACCCUGCAGGGCAAUCAAGAGCAGCCCCUGUGUGUUAUACCUGUGGUCACCUCCAGUAAGGAAGAGGAGAGGCUCAUCCAGUCUUCUACCAAGCCUGUGGUGAAGCUUGUGUACAACAGAAGCAAUAACAAGUACUCCUACACCAGUAACUCAGACGACAACCUGUUGAAGAACAUUGAGCUGUUUGACCGGCUGUCUCUCAGCUUCAAUGGCCGCGUCCUUUUCAUCAAAGACGUGAUCGGAGAUGAGAUCUGCUGCUGGUCCUUUUAUGGUCAGGGGCGCAAACUGGCUGAGGUGUGCUGCACCUCCAUUGUCUAUGCCACAGAGAAGAAACAGACCAAGGUGGAGUUUCCUGAAGCUCGUAUCUAUGAGGAGACUCUGAACACCUUGCUGUAUGAGACAAUGCCACUGCCUGACAACUCUCUGCUGGAGGCCACUCGCAGAAGCUAUAACAACUGUGGCUCUCACAGUGAGGAAGAGGAGGGGCCCGGGGGAGCCGAGCUUCGUGAGCGUGUUCGUCGAAUCCACGUGAAGAGGUACAGCACGUAUGACGACCGGCCGCUGGGACACUGAGACUGAGAGCCCAAUCUGCUGGACUGAUUUUAGCUUUUCACAUUGAUGAUGAACAUUCAAACAUGAAGUAUGUCAGUGCUCAUACCAUAUGUUCCUAUUCUGACAUUUGUAUUAUCUUAGUGUUUCCACCACUUUCUAAAAGAAGUCAAAAUUAUGAGCUUGACGUAAUUACAUCUAACUUUUUACUCUAGAUUGUUGUGGUGUUGUCUGCUCAUAAUUAAGAAUUUUUAUCAGAGGAUUCAAAGCAGCUACUUCAAACAUCUGGAGAACUCUAGGGUUUUUUUUAUUCAAUUUAGUUUAGUAGUGGAGAAAAAAUCACUAAUAUGCACUAUUUCUUAGAUGAAAUAUUAUUCCAAUCAAGGCACUUACACUCUGAUUCAGCAGGAGAGCAUGUUUCAUAUUUAUAGAUUGUAUUUUUCAUAUUUGCAUUUAUAACAUUUACAACAGCCUUUUGUUUGCCAAAGAUGAACCUGUUUUAGUUGUACCAAAAUUGCCUCUAACACAUUUUAAUGCAGUUUACCAUAAUGCCCUUUUCCAGUUGUUAAGAUAAACGUUCUUGUUAUUCAACUACUAUUUGUCUAUGCUUAGUUUUUAGUAGGCAGUUUGAACUCAACUAUCAGGAGACAAAAGUAAUGCUCUGAUGUACAGCUCACUUCAGAGAACCAGUGAUGUCUGGAGUCAGAAACACUCACUGAGCAGCUGCUUUGUCAGAAAUACAACAGAGGAGCAACUGGUAUAUCAGUUUACAGUGCAAUCAAACAAACUUCCCUUGUUUUAAUAAAGCAGUCACCCUAUAA
This is a messenger RNA of Lates calcarifer (barramundi perch), 2084 nucleotides long. It is a transcript of the gene tnfaip1, whose product is annotated as tumor necrosis factor, alpha-induced protein 1 (endothelial). Lineage: Eukaryota; Metazoa; Chordata; Actinopteri; Centropomidae. Gene Ontology annotation, biological process: negative regulation of Rho protein signal transduction; protein homooligomerization; proteasome-mediated ubiquitin-dependent protein catabolic process. Gene Ontology annotation, molecular function: ubiquitin-protein transferase activity; protein binding. The coding region runs from base 307 to 1287 and encodes 326 amino acids. Gene Ontology annotation, cellular component: Cul3-RING ubiquitin ligase complex. The transcript has 7 exons. The record is from RefSeq and is a predicted model, not a curated record.